Molecule: messenger RNA, 330 nt
Organism: Gongylonema pulchrum
Lineage: Eukaryota; Metazoa; Nematoda; Chromadorea; Rhabditida; Gongylonematidae
Source: the annotation of a GenBank genome assembly
AUGCUAUAUAUGGUAAAACAUCGUAUCCCCAGACAAAAUCCACCCCCAACUUACCCGGCAGCCUCAGCCAAAACAAGAAACCGUACCCGUAUCACAGGAUUUAUCCAGCAAAUUCCGUGCAAAACCGAACAGCACCUUGCAGCGCGAAUUGUCGAGAACGGAUUUGAACGGGAAGGACCGGGACGCGGGGAUUGGCCGGGACUACAAGUGCAGUUCAUUGAGGGAUGGCACCAGUACCAUCCACCACAUGUGAUGCUUCCGGACAUAUCUGGUUAUAACACUGCUGCAGAUUUGAGCCAAAGGUCAGAGAUCAAGAUUAUUGCUACUUGA